GUGGGCAGCAACAUAAAACUACAAGUCCCAGAGGCCUUUGCGGCGGCCCUUUGGCCCCUUCCUCGGCUCUGACGCAGGCAGGCUGGUCAGAGGGGUCAGCGAAGCCCCCCCCAACGCAGGAGUCGCACCCGCGGUGGUCGGGGUUCGGGUCCGCGAGCAGGGGGAGAUCAGCCCCCCCGCUCAGUGAGCAGGGGCUGCUGGGACUUGUAGUUCGGGGCAGGGCCAGCCGCGGGCCAUGGAAGGGUGGCUGGUCAGCGGCUCCAGGCUGGGGGAGAUCGGCUUCUGGGCUGAUAGGACACCUGUUCAUGAAGCGGCCAGGAGGGGAGAGAUCCUGCAGCUGCAGCAGCUGAUAGCGAAUGGUGCCUGCGUAAACCUGGUCACCUACGACUCUAUCACCCCCUUGCAUGAGGCGAGCCUGCGAGGUCAGACGCAGUGUGUGAAACUCUUGCUUGCGGCAGGGGCCCAGGUGGAUGCCAGGAACAUAGAUGGCAGCACUCCGCUCUGUGACGCUUGUGCUUCAGGCAGUAUUGAAUGUGUGAAAGUGCUCCUGUCCCAUGGAGCGAAGGUGAAUCCUCCGCUCUACACAGCGUCCCCUCUCCAUGAAGCCUGCAUGAAUGGGAGUCCGGAGUGCGUGCAGCUCCUGAUCGACGUCGGGGCGAACCUGGAGGCCCACGAUUGCCACUUUGGAACCCCUCUGCAUGUAGCCUGUGCCCGGGAGCAUCUGGAUUGUGUGAAGUUACUGCUCAAUGCCGGGGCAAAUGUGAAUGCAGCUAAACUUCACGAGACAGCCCUUCACCAUGCAGCCAAGGUGAAAAAUGCGGAUCUGGUAGAGAUGCUGGUUGAAUUUGGAGGAAACAUUUAUGCCCGGGACAACCGAGGGAAGAAACCAUCCGACUACACGUGUAGGAGCAGCCAGACUGCUAAGUGCUUGGAGUACUAUGAAAAAACGCCCCUGAGCUUGUCGCAGCUCUGCAGAGUUAGCCUGCGGAAAGCCACCGGCCAGCAAGGGCUGGCGAAGAUUGCCAAGUUAAAUAUUCCUCUGCCAUUAAUGAAAUACCUCUCAUACAACUGACCGAAAGAAGGUGACAUUGCAGGACGAUCUCAGACCCCACAGGAUGAAGUGCCUCUUCAAUGGCCAGUUCCGGAGCUUACACCCAACGUCCCCAUCAGACCAGGCUCCAGUAACGAGUCUGCCCCACACCCAGAGCUACUGGGCGAAGAUGAUUCCCAGCCAGUGCCAGGUUUGGAUCAGACGUGUGCUGAGGCAUGACCAGACAUGUGCAUGCCCUUAUGUUCUUAACUCUGCAGGAACCAAGGCAGCAUAAUGCUCCCACUACAACGCCGCCUUUCCUCUGGCAGAGCUUGCUCGGCUCUGCAGCGCUGCUUUCUUUCCCCGGCCUCUCCGUUCCCCCAUCGCCUUUCACCUCGCCCCUGGCCCCUCCAGAUGGUCUGAAAGCGCCUAUGCUGUACAGGGCAGGAGCGCUGCCAAGACUCCCCUUGCUGCCCCUCCUCCCGCCAGCCUGUCCAAAACAUUCCCACUCCCCUUCCCAAAUUUCCUGUGCCCCUGGUCUGGGCCUCAUGUAGGCCCCUGCCAGGCACAGAAGCAAUGAGUGUUUGCUGGGUCUGUGGCAGCACCUCCUCGGUGGGAUUUGGGACAGGGGGUUUUAAAUUCCAGCCCAGCAGUUUGCCGAUGGCCGUGGUCUCUCUGGCAGGGGGUCUCUGUGUAACCCCCAACCUGGGUUCAGUAAAUCGUGUGUGGCACGUCUCA
This is a messenger RNA of Gopherus flavomarginatus (Mexican gopher tortoise), 1768 nucleotides long. RefSeq names its product ankyrin repeat and SOCS box containing 13 (gene ASB13). Gene Ontology annotation, biological process: protein ubiquitination; positive regulation of protein catabolic process; intracellular signal transduction. The coding region runs from base 236 to 1072 and encodes 278 amino acids. The record is from RefSeq and is a predicted model, not a curated record. The transcript has 7 exons. NCBI's taxonomy places the organism in Eukaryota, Metazoa, Chordata, Testudines, Testudinidae. Gene Ontology annotation, molecular function: protein binding.